This is a messenger RNA of Callithrix jacchus (white-tufted-ear marmoset), 7613 nucleotides long. RefSeq names its product regulator of chromosome condensation 2 (gene RCC2). NCBI's taxonomy places the organism in Eukaryota, Metazoa, Chordata, Mammalia, Primates, Cebidae. Gene Ontology annotation, biological process: negative regulation of GTPase activity. Gene Ontology annotation, cellular component: membrane. Gene Ontology annotation, molecular function: small GTPase binding. The record is from RefSeq and is a predicted model, not a curated record.
CAGAGGUCGGGGAAGCCCCCCGGCUGAGUGGUGCUCGGGCUUUGUUUGCCGCCGGUGGUCCGAAGCUGCAGGUUGCUCAGGAUGGGCUCUGUGGUAGCCCCCCAGUGCAGAAGCAUCUCCUAGGGUCUUGCGCGGACUGCUGCUGUUGGCUGAAAUCUUAAUUAAGGUCGUGGCUGACUCAACGUUCCGGUAAAAGCCUGCAGAGUCGGAGAUCUGAGCCUGGCAUCUGCUGCCACAUAAUCUCCCCCACCCCGCCAGAACUUUUUCCAAGUUUGGUGUGGUGUGGGACAUGUUUUUCAGAAGAGGGGCUCAGCUUUCACCAGAUUCUUAGAUAAUCCCCAGGGAGCAAGAACUUCCGCUUGGGGUUUAGAGCCUGACACUCGGGAGAGGUUUUUUUCCCUUCCAUAAGUGCCCAUCUCCUCAGGGUGUUGAAGGGUUAACAGCAGAGUGCUUUCCUCCAGAGAAGCGCUGGCAGUGUCUAAUAACAUCUUUUCUAUGUCUGCUUCAUAGCGAGGGAAACGGGCACAGAGUUUGAGGGCCUUGUCCAAAAUCAUGGAUGGAACUGGAUCUCCAAAUGCUGUAGCCCGUAAAGUCCCUGCAGAUCGCACAUGGGAAUAUGCUUUGUAGAAGUGCCCUCUGGAUGAAAGGGUUAACCUGUUAGGCAGUGGAGGAGAGCCUGUCAAAAGCUGCCAAAAGGCCUUGCCUGGGGUCUUGGAUCAGGGCAGACAAGACAAUGGCCGAAGUAUGGAGAAACUGGAACACAGGAACUGUUUUCCUUUGACAUCUAAUCUGCUGUGCCAGACUCCAGACAUCUGCCCUCCAAACACAGUAUGUUAGGACAAAACUAAAAAGAAAGGCCAGGUGAGCUUCCGCCUCGCCUGUAUUCUAUUUUGAGUGAGUCUCCAGAAGCAAGAUUGUUUGGAUAUCCAGGUCUCCAGUUGUCAGCUGAACAGCUCCAGACUGUUGGAGCGAUGAGUUUUGUCAUUAGAGUAAAAGAUCCUUACCCCAUGCUGAGAUUGACCUCAGAAGGUAGUGACAGUGAAUGUGGGGGGACACUGGCUCUCCCUGGCCCACCUCUGACUCCAGCUGCGCUGCUUGAAGCUGGUUUGUCAGUGGAAAUGGCACAUUUACUAGUCUUCCCCCCCCCCGGCAGAGUCUCUGCCCAGGCUGGAGUGCAGUGGUAGGAUCUCGGCUCACUGCAACCUCCACCUAUCUAGGUUCAAGUGAUUUUUGAGUUCUGAUCAGCUUCUCGAGUAGCUGGGAUUACAAGUGUGUGCCACCACACCCGAAUAAUUUUCAUACUUUUUGUAGAAACUGGGUUUUGCCAUGUUGGCCAGGCUGGUCUCAAACUCCUGGCUGCAAGUGAUAUGCCUGGUUCUGCCUCCUCCCAAAGUGCUGGGAUGACAGAUGUGAGCCCUGCUUGAGGCUGCACGUUUGUUUGUUAGUUUUUUUUUUUUUUUUUUUCUGAGAUGGAGUUUUGCUUCUGUUGCCCAGGUUGGAGUGCAGUGGUGCAAUUUCACCUCACUGCAACCUCUACCUCCUGUGUUCUAGCAAUUCUGCUGCCUCAGCCUCCUAAGUAGCUGGGAUUACAGCGCACGCACCACACCCAGCUAAUUAUUUUGUGUUUCUAGUAGGGUUUCAUCAUGUUGGUGAGGCUGGUCUCAAACUCCUCACUUCAGGUGAUCCACCUGCCUCAGCCUCCCAAAGUGCAGGGUUUACAGGCGGGAGCCACUGUACCCUGCCACGUUUGUUAGUCUCAAUGUGAGUAGACAGCAGUCUAUUGCAGCUUUUUAAGUUCCCGUUUAUACACCUAAAGAAGUCAUUAUGUUAUAUAUGUGUAUAAGCAGAACUCUAAAAGCUUCAUGUUCCUUCCUCUAUUCACUUAAAAACCAAGAAGGCCUGUGAUGUCCAUCUUUUGGGCCGUCAGUGCUGGUGCCAUCCUAGGAUCAGAGCAUCUGUGAGACUGAGGGUUCAGCAAAUGAUGCUGUUUUAUGCCUCAUGGAAAGUGCACACCCUGCAUUUAAGUUUUGCUUUUGUUUUUUUGAGAUGGAGUUUUGCUCUUUUGCCUAGGCUGGAGUGCAGUGGCACCAUCUCGGCUCACUGCAACCUCUGUCUUUUGGGUUCAAGCAUUUCUCCUCCCUAGGCCUCUGAGUAGCUGGGAUUGCAGAUGCCCACUGCAAUUUUUUGUAUUUUUAGUAGAGACAGGGUUUCGAAGUUUUGGCCAGGCUGGUCUCGAACUUCUGACCUCAAGUGAUUUACCGGCCUUGGCCUCCCAAAGUGCCCCACGUUUAAGUUUUGUUAGCAUCUACUGAGUUUGAUCCAUGGUCAGGGCUGGGUCCAUGCAGCGCCAUUUCCUUUCCACAGGCCUAGGGCGGCCCUCUGCCCAUGUCCUGGGUUGGUCUCCUGCCCAGUCUCCCUGCCCCCAGGUUUCUGGUCUCUGUCUCUCUGUUGAGCAGUCCUAGGGACCCUAUGUGCUAUCACAGCCAGAUGACAGUCCUUGUUGCAGAAAGAACCUUUUUACUGAAUAUUUUGCACACCUUGCCCCUGCUCAGGGUUGCUAGAAGGACAUGUGAACUAUAUUGCUGCCGGGCGGUGGCGCGUGCCUGUAGUCCCAGCUACUGGGGAGGCUGAGGCUGAAGGAUUGCUUGAGUCCAGGAGUUCUGGGCUGUAGUGCGCUAUGCCAAUUGGGUGUCUGCACUAAGUCCGGCAUCGAUAGGUAACUUCUCAGGAGCGGGGGACCACAGGUUGCCAAAGCAGGGGUGAACCAGCCCAGGUCAGAAACGGAGCAGGUCAAAACUCCUGUGCUGAUCAGUAGUGGGAUGGUGCCUGUGAAUAGCCACUGCACUCCAGCCUGGGCAACAUAGUGAGACUCUGUCUCUUAAAAACAACAACAAAAAUACAUGUUGCCUAAUUCUUUUUUUUUCUUUUUUUUUUUUUUGAGACGGAGUUUCGUUCUUGUUACCCAGGCUGGAGGGCAAUGGCGUGAUCUUGGCUCACCACAACCUCUGCCUCCUGGGUUCAGGCAGUUCUCCUGCCUCAGCCUCCUGAGUACCUGGAUUACAGGCAUGCGCCACCAUGCCCAACUAAUUUUUUGUAUUUUUAGUGGAGAUGGGGUUUCAGCAUGUUGACCAGGAUGGUCUCGAUCUCUUGACCUCGUGAUCCACCCACCUCGGCCUCCCAAAGUGCUGGGAUUACAGGCAUGAACUACCAUGCCUGGCCUCCCAGCACACAACUUCUGUGACCAGACAUAAAGGGAGGUCUCCCCCUACUAUCAAGCAAGCAAGCCGUCAGUCUCCAGCACACACUGACUGGGUGUUCUCCAGUUAAUUUCUUACACUAUCUACCUGGAGGUAACAUCCGAUUCCACAGCUUGAGGGCUCAGUCCUCAAGACUGUCCCCCAACCCCAGACACCAGUGGUAAGUCCAGGCCCCAGUUGCUUCUGACUAAGCAGCCUCAAGUUGGGGUUCCCAUGACCCCCUUUUGGUGUCGAUUUAUUUAUUGAAAUAGCUUAUAGAACUCAGGGAAACACCAGUUUAUUGUAAAGGAUGUUACAAAGGCUAUGGACACUGAGAGACCUGUAAGGCUAGAUGUGGGGGAAGGGGCGGCGUGCUUCUGUGCCCUCUGCAGACCACCCACCUGGAACAAGUUGAGCUCUGCACAAGCCCUCAGACCAGUCUUUGCAGGUUUUAAUGGAGGCUUUAUUAUGUAGGCAUGGUGGAUUAAGCCAUUGAUCAUCAAUCUAACCUUCAACCCCUCCCUUCCCCCUGAGGUUGGGGGGUGGGGCCGAAAGUCCCAAGUCUCCCACUGCCCCAAACUGAAGCUGCCUGGGGGCUGCCAGUGUCAGUUGUUAGCAUACAAAAAGACAUCGCUUUGGAGAGGAUUUGGGAAGUCUGCAUGCCAGAAACUCCAGAUAUUUAUGGCACAGUGUCACACUAGAAUGGCUUCAGUCCUAAUUCUUUGUGAACCUCAUAACCUCGUAAAGCAAGUAAAGGCAGUGGCCUUGGCCAAAUCUAGAAAACAGAAACUUGAAGGGUCAAAGUGCAAAGGGCAGCUUUUGAUUUUUGGGGCAACCAACUGGGACUUGAUUGGUCGAAAAGAAGUGCCUAAACAGCAAGCUGCUUACAGAAAUCUCGGUCAGAAUUUGUGGGGGCCCCACAGGUAUGGGUGCCUGGCGGGGGUUCGCGUGCGGACGGUGGUCUCGGGUUCCUGUGCCGCACACAGCCUCCUCAUUACCACGGAAGGGAAGCUGUGGAGCUGGGGUCGAAAUGAGAAGGGGCAGCUGGGACACGGCGACACCAAGAGAGUGGAAGCCCCCAGACUGAUUGAGGGUCUCAGCCACGAAGUGAUUGUGUCUGCAGCAUGUGGGCGGAAUCACACCUUGGCUUUGACGGAAACUGGCUCCGUGUUUGCAUUUGGGGAGAACAAGAUGGGGCAGCUGGGCCUUGGCAACCAGACAGACGCUGUCCCCAGCCCCGCGCAGAUAAUGUACAACGGCCAGCCAAUUACCAAAAUGGCCUGUGGGGCUGAAUUCAGUAUGAUAAUGGACUGCAAAGGAAACCUCUAUUCCUUUGGGUGCCCUGAAUAUGGUCAGCUGGGACACAACUCGGAUGGGAAGUUCAUCGCCCGGGCACAGCGGAUAGAGUACGACUGUGAGCUUGUCCCCCGGCGAGUGGCCAUCUUCAUCGAGAAGACGAAAGAUGGACAGAUUCUUCCUGUACCAAAUGUGGUGGUACGAGAUGUGGCCUGUGGUGCCAACCACACGCUGGUCUUGGACUCCCAGAAGCGAGUCUUCUCCUGGGGCUUCGGUGGCUAUGGCCGGCUGGGCCACGCAGAACAGAAGGAUGAGAUGGUUCCCCGCCUGGUGAAGCUGUUUGACUUCCCUGGGCGCGGGGCAUCCCAGAUCUACGCUGGUUACACCUGCUCCUUUGCCGUCAGUGAAGUGGGUGGUCUGUUUUUCUGGGGGGCCACCAACACCUCCCGUGAAUCUACCAUGUACCCGAAAGCAGUGCAGGACCUCUGCGGCUGGAGAAUCCGGAGCCUGGCUUGUGGGAAGAGCAGCAUCAUUGUGGCUGCCGACGAGAGCACCAUCAGCUGGGGCCCUUCGCCAACAUUCGGGGAACUGGGCUAUGGGGACCACAAACCCAAGUCUUCCACUGCAGCCCAGGAGGUGAAGACUCUGGACGGCAUUUUCUCAGAGCAGGUCGCCAUGGGCUACUCACACUCCCUGGUGAUAGCAAGAGAUGAAAGUGAGGCCGAGAAAGAGAAGAUCAAGAAACUGCCAGAAUACAAUCCCCGAACCCUCUGAUGCUCCCGGAGCCUCCUCCAACUCCACACCUCUCGCGGCAGCUGUCAUUUCCAUGUGCACUGGGACGUGAAGUCAGACGAGGAAUUUAAAAAAGCAAAAGUUGACCGAAGGUGCGUUUUUGUUCAGACUCCCUGAGGUUCCGUUUCCCAAGUGAUCCAACGUUAACGACCUUUUUUUCUGUAUGCUUUCCAAAGUACGUUUUUUCCCCUUAAUGUCGCAUUAAAGUACUUGCUCAUAGUUGACUUACCAUUCCUACAAAAGAGGCAGAAACUUUGAGCAAUCUAGGUUUUUUCAAGUUUUUUCUUUGUUCCUCUCCUGAAUACACUCCCCAAAACACCCCUUUCCAGUUACAAUUAGCAUCGUGAUUCAAGCGGUUGCUACAUGGAAGAUGAAUCGUCAUUUACUAGAAAAAAUGUCCCUUUCAGGAACCGGCAGCAGCUGGGCAAAGUCAGUCCCUGCCGGCCGCCUCCAUCAAAAUCGUGCUUGUGUGCUUCGGGAGCGUCCAGGCCACUCCUUGCCUGCUUUUCCUUGCAAAUUGGCCUAGGCCGGUGUGGGUUCAGUUUCUCCCCUUGGCUGCCUGUAUGCCCACAGCCUUCUGGCUGCGACAUUAUAGAAUCUGCCAUGUCCCCCCCGGUGGGGGAUUGGAGGUCUGUGUUUAGCCAUUUAUAUCUACAUUAGCUGUUAAAGACAUCCAUAUGAAAAUCAGGUGAUGGUAGAACCAUGGGGACUUGGGGUGGGCAGAGGUGGGAACAUUUGUAUCAGCUGAGUUGGCUCCGUGGCUCCCAAUGGAGUCAGGACUGAGCCUUGUCAUGCGCACUUGCCAAUUAGAGAUUGAUCAGCCAGCAGUCAAGUGCAUUCUCCCUUCCUUGCAAGAAGGAUCAGCCCUUUCCGUACCAGCCUGGAUCACCCCUGUGCUUCGGUGUCCUUGUCUCCCCGCCUGGAUCCUGCCUCGCACGGCCGCCCUGUUGCUGAGACUCGGGUACCGUGCUGCCGACCCAGCGCCCUUUAGUCACGUUCUCUUGGCUCUGGUACCAAAUAGUUGGGAUUACCGAAGAGUCCCCUUCCUUGCGUGUCAGCACAGAUGCUGUGACUGCCACCCUCAUCCCCAUCAAGUGCCCGUGCCCGAGCUCGCCACCAUGUACGCUGCGCUGAGUGAGUUACGAGGUGCCUUUCCCGGAACCCUCCUCUCGCCUGGACCCAAGAGAGGCGACAGCUCUGGCUGGGGCUCUUGGUUUCCGGAGGGUCUGGACUGGUUUGGGUGCUUUAAAAUAGAUGUUAGUUCAGUGGUGCUUGUCGGGGAGAUGGGAGUAGAACUUCAGUGUGAGACUUGGGUGGAUGGGAAAGUUAAAGAUUGGUCUCAAGUUUUUUUGCUUUUGCUAUUGUUACCACUUGUCACUGUCUCCAUGUUAAAAUGCCAAAAAUGAUCUAGUUGCUUUUUUCCUAUUUUCUACCCCAGUCGCUUCUUACCGUGACUCCUGCCCUCGGAGGGCACGUAGCAGUGUCUGUCCCGCCAGCCCCCAAGGCCCUGUGGGAGGAGGCUGGCCCGCAUCUAAGACUUAGCCUGACGCCGCACGUAUCUCUUGUUCUGUGUUCAAUAGUAGUCCAGGGGAGAAGCUUCUGCCACUUCAGAGCUUUGCUAAAGUAACCCAGUUUGUCCAAAUCACCCCAAAACCACCAUCUCUGACUCCAGCUUCCACGCGACAGCCUGAUCCGUUUCCCUGGAUAGGUCUCUUUCCUGGAACGCAGCCCAGGCACCUGUGCUCCUGGCUCCUUUGAGGUCUCUCCUUUGAGUCGUGGGCACGGAGAGGGUUAAGGAAGCAGCACCUGAGGUCCCAGCCUUGGCAGGAGCUGCCCUGGGCAGAGCGGGGCUUAGCUUUCCCGGUGGCCUCAUGUCAGUCCAGCAGCCAGCCUCUUCUAGAGCCCUAGCUGGGGCCUGGAGCAGGAAAGGGACCUUCGAAGUGAAGACUGCCUUGUCCGCACCUCCUUUCGGCCUAGAUUGAAACAUGAACUUCCUCAUGGAUUAAAUCCUUUAAAACAAGGAGUUGAGGGGAAGGGCAUCGUGCACUCCUAGAGAAAGGUACACAGUUGCCCAGCUGGGAUCGGACUUGGCACUGACCCCAAGGGCAUCUGACUGGUCUUCCAUCUCAGGAACAAGAAUUUGAAAGAGGCUUAGUGUGAAGGGGAACCAAGAGGAGGUUGUGAUUCGGUCGAAGGUGCCUGGUUUAGUGCUGUAAUUGUCUUAUUUUUUUUUAUAUAUAUAUUUCUUGGAGUAAACAUUUUAAAUAAACGACAUCAUUGUCUAUUGUC